AGAGAUAAAAGAGUGGUCAUCCAAAGCCCUACAAAAUCCUCUCUCUCUCUCUCUUUCACCAUUAAAACCAGAAACCCAGAAGCAGAAAAAUAAAAAGAAAUAGCUUUUACUGAGGAGCCACUACCACUCACAGAAUUUUACAGAAUCCCAAAAAAAACCCCACAAGAAAAAGAUUCAAUCUUUCACAUCCAUUUUUUGUUUUUUUUUCAGAAAAACAUAGAAACAACCUCAAAAUCUCUUUCCCACGGCUACACUCUCUUACAAAGAAGAAAAACCAAACAUGGGUUUGUCACUCAAGCUCUCGUCUCUUUGCACCAUCAUCAUACUCUCCAUGGCUCUGUUCUCAGAUCUCAAGCCAGCGGAUUCUGCAUCACCAGACUACACAAACUUAAUCUACAAAGGAUGCGCAAGACAGCAGUUCUCAGAUCCGUCUGGUCUUUACUCGCAAGCCCUCUCUGCAAUGUAUGGCUCAUUGGUCACUCAGUCAACUAAAACCAAGUUCUACAAAACCACUACUGGUACGACGAGCCAAACCACCAUUACUGGUCUUUUCCAGUGUAGAGGAGACUUGAGCAACAACGACUGUUACAACUGUGUUAGUCGUCUUCCUGUUCUCUCCGGGAAGCUCUGCGGCAAAACCAUUGCCGCUAGAGUUCAGCUCUCCGGCUGUUAUCUUCUUUAUGAAAUUGCUGGCUUUGCUCAAAUUUCAGGGAUGGAGAUGUUAUUCAAGACAUGUGGGAAGAACAACGUGGCCGGAACAGGGUUCGAAGAGAGGAGAGACACAGCGUUUGGUGUAAUGCAAAACGGUGUCGUUUCAGGGCACGGCUUCUACGCGACUACGUACGAAUCUGUUUACGUGCUAGGACAGUGCGAAGGCGAUGUGGGAGAUUCAGAUUGUAGCGGCUGCAUCAAGAACGCGUUAGAGAAGGCUCAAGUGGAAUGUGGAAGCUCGAGCUCCGGUCAGAUUUAUCUUCACAAGUGUUUCAUCGGUUAUAAGUAUUACCCUAAUGGUGUUCCCAAAGGACCUUCUUCGCCUUCUUCAAGCUCUGGCUCUUCAGUUUCUUCUUCUUCAGGAACAACAGGCAAAACGGUGGCAAUAAUAGUAGGAGGAACAGCUGGUCUUGGAUUUCUUAUCAUUUGUUUGCUUUUCGUCAAAAACUUGAUGAAGAAGAAAUAUGACGAUUAUUGAAAAUAAGGAGGAUGAAGCCAACAAAAAGAACCCAACCCCGGAAUAGAGAAAUGGGACCAUUAUGUUAGAAGGGACUCGAGUACUUCAAAUAUGUUUUCAAAUUCGGUUUAAAAAAGAAAACUGUAAAUGAAUUUGAUCAUCCGUACUUGCUAAAGACUUUUGUCUGAAUUUCCUA
Messenger RNA from Brassica oleracea var. oleracea, 1364 nucleotides. RefSeq names its product cysteine-rich repeat secretory protein 11. The record is from RefSeq and is a predicted model, not a curated record. The transcript has 5 exons. Gene Ontology annotation, cellular component: plasmodesma. Gene Ontology annotation, biological process: plasmodesmata-mediated intercellular transport; transport of virus in multicellular host. Lineage: Eukaryota; Viridiplantae; Streptophyta; Magnoliopsida; Brassicales; Brassicaceae. The coding region runs from base 281 to 1189 and encodes 302 amino acids.